AUGUCAGCAGAAACUAAACCAAUAAAUAUAAAUGAGUUCCAAAUCGCAAUAAAGGAUUUAUCAGAUGAAAAUCUUCAUUCAAUAAAAAAUCAGUUAAUAAAUUCUAUUUCCAAAUUAGAAGACACUGAUGAUAUAUUAGAAAAUGAAAUAAUAUCUACCAAGGAAGAGAUAUCUAAUUUAAAAGAAAGCGAAAGUCACGACCAAUUGAAGAAUGACUUGGAUUUAUAUAGUGAAUCUAUCGAAGAAAAUACGAUAGUAAUUGAAAAUCAGAACCAGCGAUUGGUUGCGUUGAAUGAAGAAUUGAAGAGAAGGGGAUUAGUAACACUGGAGUCAGGGAAAGAAGACAAUGGUGUCUAUCUUUGA
This is a messenger RNA of Debaryomyces hansenii CBS767, 363 nucleotides long. RefSeq lists its product as uncharacterized. Gene Ontology annotation, molecular function: protein-macromolecule adaptor activity. The transcript has a single exon. Gene Ontology annotation, biological process: proteasome regulatory particle assembly. The record is from RefSeq and is a predicted model, not a curated record. Lineage: Eukaryota; Fungi; Ascomycota; Pichiomycetes; Serinales; Debaryomycetaceae. The coding region runs from base 1 to 363 and encodes 120 amino acids.